Lucilia sericata (common green bottle fly) is the source of this 642-nucleotide messenger RNA. RefSeq names its product enhancer of split M1 protein-like. The transcript is spliced from 3 exons. Gene Ontology annotation, molecular function: protein binding. The record is from RefSeq and is a predicted model, not a curated record. The coding region runs from base 266 to 490 and encodes 74 amino acids. Lineage: Eukaryota; Metazoa; Arthropoda; Insecta; Diptera; Calliphoridae.
AUGACUUAGUAUACAAUUGAAAUACAUAUUGCUCAUUGUACAUACAUAUAUGCAAGUAUUUUUAAUAAAGAAAACCCCCCACUUACAAUGAAUUGAAAACAAUUGUAAGUAAGAAUUGUGUUAAACAAAAAGAAAUUGUAUUUACAUAAAUGAGAUUUACUUAUUACUUGGCUAAAACCUAUAAAAACUUAUUGAUGACUCUCGCCAACAAUCAUUUCAAUUGUUACAAUUCAAACAAAGACAUUAAAAUAUUCGCUGCACAAAAAUGAAAUAUAUUGCAGUACUUGUAUGCGCCUUAUUUUUGAUCUGCUCGGUUCAGGCACAAUGUCCUAGUAUUUGUCCAGCUGUUUAUCAGCCAGUUUGUGGUUUUAAUGGUCGCUGUUACAAACAAUUCAGCAACUCUUGUCAGAUGGGGGUGGAAAAUUGCAAUAAAAAACAGAAUUUCAGACAAGUGAGUUUGGGAAACUGUAAUGGAUCAAAAAGAUGUUAAUUUAACAACAUUAUACAUAUCAACAAUGAAAAAAAAUAUAAUAUAUAUUAAUUAAGUAAAUAUUAUAUUUUAGUCCUAAUACAUCUAUCAUUUAUAAACAUAAUUUGGGUAUCAUUCUUGUAAAAAUAAAAAAUAAAAUUAUUAUUUUAAAA